Molecule: messenger RNA, 3056 nt
Organism: Vanessa tameamea
Lineage: Eukaryota; Metazoa; Arthropoda; Insecta; Lepidoptera; Nymphalidae
Product: mitochondrial genome maintenance exonuclease 1-like
Exons: 5
Coding region: 87-1298 (403 amino acids)
Biological process (GO): mitochondrial DNA replication
Cellular component (GO): mitochondrion
Molecular function (GO): single-stranded DNA exodeoxyribonuclease activity
Source: RefSeq, a predicted model, not a curated record
UUUGACAAUAAGUAUUUCUUUUAAUUAUAUUUUAUAGGAAGUCAUUUCUUUAUAAUAUUCAUUAAGAGUUACUUUAUCGCCUCGUUAUGCUUCGGCCAAUAAUUAUUACAAGUCUAAAAACAUUUUUAGAAAAACAAAGUGUCAGAUAUAAAGUAGUUAAACCCGUUUCAUACUUGAAACCAGCGGAUAAAUUAAAGCAAUUUAAUAAAGAAAAUAAGGAACUCUUUGGGCCCCUAUUAGAAACGAAUAAGCAAAAAAAAAGUAGAUUGAAAAAGGAAGCUAAAAAUAGACCACAUCAAAACAACGAAGUGACCGCAUCGAAUGAAAGUACGCAAAAGUUUAUCGACGUUACGAGACAAGAUGCUGUAGUAAAUCAGAGCCUUUGUGCUAAUAGAAGAUACAUCAGUGCUAUUAGGAGUGUAAAAAGUUUUAAACACACUAUGUGGCAAAAUACGAGGACUUGUUUUAAUCUAGUGGGAGUUUUAUUUAAUGGAACACCUGUCAGGGGUAUAAAGACAUUUGUAGUGAACAAUGCAACCGGCAGUUCAGCUGCACAACCUGGGUACGUCAGUGAGGACAAAAUUCUCCAAAUUAAACAACACCAGAAUGAUUAUGCCCAACAAUACCCAUCUGUUACUUUAAUAUUAAACAAAACAAUGACCGAAGAGUCAAGAAAAUCAUUAGAUAAAUGGAAGAAAGAAAGAAUAGAAGAAAUGGGGUUGGAAGAAUUUAAUACAUUUUAUCAAGCUCAAUUGGCAUCCGGCACAAAAUUUCAUAAUACCCUGAAAACAUAUUUCACGCAACCAAGGAACCAACUACGUAUAGAAAAAGAUGUCGAAGGUGUCUGGUUGUCCGUCGCGGAGGUAUUGAAAAGUAUAUCUUCACCGAAGGCGAUAGAAUCUAAUGUAAUACACCCUGUAUUGAAAUACCGUGGAGUAUUUGAUGCUAUUGCUGAUUAUGAAGAAAAACCAACACUUAUUGAAUGGAAAAAAUCAGACAAGCCACGAAAAUCGAUAGCAAUGACAUACGACAAUCCUGUCCAGUUGGCAGCUUACUUUGGUGCAGUAUGCAAUGAUCUGAAUUACAAACACUUCAACGUAAGAGACGCUUUACUAGUCAUAGCUUACACAGAUGGUUCUAAGGCAGAUGUAUUCCAUCUAUCAACGGAUAAGCUUAGAGAACAUUGGGCACAAUGGUUGAUCAGACUGGAAGAGUAUAUGGAGAAAUAUAGCAAUGAUUCAGAGAAGAUUUUGAAGGGUGGGAAACGGUCGUUCGAGGAGGAAAUUGGGAAACUCUAAUAAUUUAAGAGACAAUUCAUCAAUCACCUGUUGGAUCUUAUCUACAAGAUAAUCGAAACAAAAAAACCUCGAAAUUGGAGUCUCACUAGAUUGAGGAAUAAUAUGCGGUACAUUACAUACAAAUGUUACCAUUUAUUUGAAUAAAAUAGCACAUGUGAUAUGCCAAUAUUUGAAGGAAAAUAUGACAUUCAUAAUAUUUACGAAAUGAUCAUAAGUUUCUUUAAAUUUUCACAAGCACUGCAUAAAAAAAGCUAUCUAAUAUUUGUUUGUAAUGUAACUAGUAUAUUCUGUGGUCAAUUAUUAUAAAAGAAAAUUAAAAAAAAAAGUUCCAUUGCUAAUGACAUUUCUAGCGUGAAUGCAUUUAUUAAUUCCAGUUCUUAUAUUUUCCUUACAUUUGUAGUUCUAAUUCAGCUGUUAUAGAAAUAUUAUAUUAACAUAUCUUUAUUUGAUCCAUAUACUUAAGUUUUCAACUCAGUGGAAAAUGAAAUUGCUUGUUCCAUGGGCAUUAAUGAAUAAGGUGAAUUUUUGCCUUCUAUUUCGAAACUUAUUUAAAUAUCACUCAGAUAUAAGGUAUGUUUCACGUUUUCACUGGAAUAUUUGUGCUUUUCAAUGCCUUAUAAAGUCAAAAUCAAUACAAAACAUUGUUAAGUUAGUUGUUUAACAGUUAUGGUAAAGAAACAUGACAUGAAUAUAUGUUUUACACCAUAAUAUUGCAAUUAUUGUUUCUGUCGUGAAUAGUUUAAUAUUUACAAAAAUAAGACAAUUUGUCAAUGGUGGCUGAGGUAAAGACUGGAAUUGUUAUUGGGUAUGUUGUUAUCUUAGAAUGUUGUUAGAGGAAGAGUGAGUACCAACUGAAGCUUGAAGUUCAAAGCGGAGUAAUGUGAAGUUAUAAGGCUCCAAAACACAUGUACACUAAAAUUAUAUGAUAGAAGUAUAAUAUAAUUAUAUCUGUAUUGCUUUAAUCUAUGAGUAUGCUGGUUGUUAAAUGUUCUUAUUAAAUAUAAUUUUAACUUUAUUAAUUGUCCUAGCUUAAAAGUGAAUAUGUAGUGCGUAAAAUUUUAUUACAUAUGUAUCUUAUUUCCUAAGUAAAUUAAUAAUUUGCUAAAUUGAACUACUACAUACAUACAUGUGAAUCGUAAUAACUAAUUAUUAUAUACCAAAGUUAUUUUUUUAAUGUUUAAAAGUAUCUUUUAUGUAUACUUCUGAUACUCCCUAUAUAUAAUUUAGCAUUUGAACUAUGCUAAGACAUACAUGUGUGUUGGAACCUUAAGAAACUAAUUGGUGAAUAUUUAAGUGUCUGUAUUUAUUAUGGUUAAGUCUUUAUAUUAUAGCAACGCAUUGCAUUGGUCGUUUUUGUAAAUUAUUGUUAUUUAAAUUAAUUAAUAAUAAAUAAUGUUUUGACUAGUUUUUUUUCGCGUUUGUUAAUUUUUUUUUAUCUAAUCUAAUGUAGUACAAAAACUUUUUUUUUAAAUAAUUAAAAUAAAUUCUAAUGAAUGAAAAAAAAAUACGAAACAAUUUUUUUUUCAUACAAGUAAAACUGUAAUACUAUCUUAUCGAUGUAAAGGGAAAAUAAUUGUUUACGGGCAUUAUUAUCGUGGUAUUUAUGAAAGCUUAUCAAAAACAACAAUUGCCACAUCUUAUUAUGUUAAUUUGAUAUAAACAUUUUUCAUUACAAAAUGAUGGGUUUUCAUUAUUUCUCGAAUUCUUUUUAUUUCAUGUUAAGUGUUUUUAGUAUGCCAAAUAAAUCUUUAACAACUA